AUCUGGCACCCCUGUUGAGCAGUGUGGCUCUGGCGACCCUGGCGGCGUAGUUCACCGGAGGUGUGAGCAGGACGGUGGUGGAAGAUGGCUCUCUCUGUUUGGCGUGGAAGUAUUCCUCAACUGGCAAGGGCUGUGACUGGAGCUGUUGUAGUUUCUGCUCGACACCAGAGUGCUCCUGCUGCAUCUAGCCCUGCUCCUGUCAAGUACAAGCCCUACUCGCCUUUCCAGAAUACCUCCAAUGCAGCAGAAUAUGCAGUGGCCAGACUUGAUGACUUAAUUAAUUGGGGUCGAAAGGGUUCAUUGUGGCCACUGACUUUUGGUUUGGCAUGUUGUGCAGUGGAGAUGAUGCAGUGUGCAGCUGCCCGUUAUGAUAUAGAUCGUUUUGGAAUUGUUUUUCGAGCAUCUCCCCGUCAGGCAGAUGUUAUAAUUGUGGCAGGAACCGUCACGAACAAGAUGGCUCCAGCCUUAAGAAAAGUCUAUGAUCAGAUGCCUGAACCAAGAUGGGUCAUUUCUAUGGGGUCAUGUGCAAAUGGGGGUGGAUAUUACCACUACUCCUACUCGGUGGUCCGGGGUUGUGAUCGCAUAAUUCCAGUGGACCUUUAUGUGCCAGGUUGCCCACCCACAGCCGAGGCUCUGCUCUAUUCACUCCUGCAACUCCAACGCAAAGUAAAGAAAAUGAAGACACUCCAGAUGUGGUACAGGAAAUAAUUUGUGAUUAGGCUUUCUUAUAUUUUAUUUUUAAGCAGUUUAGUUUUGGAAUAAGAUAUUCAGAAAAUGUUUGCAUGUCAUGUAAUUUGCAUUAUAAGAAUAUAUUUAUUACAAUCAUUGCUGCUGAUCUGAAAGCCAUUUAAUAGUAAGAUAAGGUACAGUUUACGAAUAACGGGAAACUUAUGUAUCUUUCUAUGGCUUUAAUGCAGUGUGAUUUUUCUGCCCUGUACAUAUUCAAGUUAAAGCAUUUCUGAAAUCUUUCAUGUUAAUGGCAACACAGAAUAUGAUGUAAAUAAAGUAUAAAUUUAUGA
Messenger RNA from Procambarus clarkii (red swamp crayfish), 1019 nucleotides. RefSeq names its product NADH dehydrogenase (ubiquinone) 20 kDa subunit. Gene Ontology annotation, molecular function: 4 iron, 4 sulfur cluster binding; quinone binding; NADH dehydrogenase (ubiquinone) activity. The record is from RefSeq and is a predicted model, not a curated record. NCBI's taxonomy places the organism in Eukaryota, Metazoa, Arthropoda, Malacostraca, Decapoda, Cambaridae. Gene Ontology annotation, biological process: aerobic respiration; electron transport coupled proton transport; mitochondrial respiratory chain complex I assembly.